This is a messenger RNA of Cajanus cajan (pigeon pea), 2703 nucleotides long. RefSeq names its product DNA (cytosine-5)-methyltransferase CMT3. Gene Ontology annotation, biological process: negative regulation of gene expression via chromosomal CpG island methylation. Lineage: Eukaryota; Viridiplantae; Streptophyta; Magnoliopsida; Fabales; Fabaceae. Gene Ontology annotation, cellular component: nucleus. Gene Ontology annotation, molecular function: chromatin binding; DNA (cytosine-5-)-methyltransferase activity; DNA binding. The record is from RefSeq and is a predicted model, not a curated record.
UACUCAUUGUCGCGCUCUUUCAUAUUCGAAUCCCUAAUCUCUCAAUUUAUCCCUCUCUUUCCGUUGCCAUCAUCAUGUCUAGCAAGCGUAAAUCAAGAUCAUCUUCUUCUCCCGCUGCCGUCACCGUUCCGGCCAAACGCGCAACCACCAGAUCCUUGCCUUCCGCCGAGGAAGCUCCCGCAACUCCCUCCGCUGCCGAAGAGCAGUGCUCAAAAUUCGUAGGGGAGCCUCUUCCCGAAGAAGAAGCCAGGAGGCGCUGGCCGAAACGCUACCAGCAAAAGGAUAAGAAGCAUUCCACAGCAUCAAAGUCAAAAAGUAACGAAGACGAUGAGAUUAUUCAAGCUCGACGUCACUAUACUCAAGCAGAAGUAGAUGGAUGUAUGCUCUAUAAACUGUACGAUGAUGCCCAUGUUAAAGCAGAUGAAGGGGAGGAUAAUUACAUUUGUAAAAUUGUUGAAAUGUUUGAGGCCAUUGAUGGAGACUUGUAUUUUACAGCACAAUGGUACUAUAGGGCGAAAGAUACCGUCAUUAAAAAACUUGCAUAUCUUAUUGAACCAAAGCGAGUUUUUUUUUCUGAAGUUCAAGAUGACAAUCCAUUGGAUUGUCUAGUUGAAAAGCUUAACAUUGCUAGAAUCCCAUUAAAUGUAGAUUUAGAUGCUAAGAAGGAAACUAUUCCAUCUUGUGAUUAUUAUUGUGAUACGAAAUAUCUUUUGCCAUACUCUACAUUUGUUAAUUUACCAUCAGAAAAUGGAGAAUCGGUUAGUGAGAAUUCUUCUACAAUAUCUUGUGAGGAAGCUUUUGUUUCUGGUGAAAGUAAAGAUCCAGAAAUGAAAUUGUUAGAUUUAUAUUGUGGUUGUGGAGCAAUGUCAACUGGCUUGUGUCUUGGAGGAAAUUUAUCUGGUGUGAACCUUGUUACUAGAUGGGCGGUGGACAUGAAUGAACAUGCUUGUCAAAGUCUUAAAUUAAACCAUCCUGAAACUGAGGUUAGAAACGAAUCUGCAGAAAAUUUUCUUUCAUUAUUGAAGGAGUGGCAUAAAUUAUGUAGUUACUUCUCUCUAGUGGAAAAUAAGGUGUUACAUGAAAAGUAUGAGAAUUUUUUUAGUGAAGAUGACAACUCUUGUAGUAACGGAGAGGAUAAUGAUGAAGAGGAUGAAGAUGAAGAUGGUGAAAUAUUUGAAGUUGCUGAAAUCCUUGCUGUCUGCUAUGGUGAUCCAAAUAAGAAAAAAGAGCAAGGGUUAUACUUCAAGGUUCAUUGGAAGGGUUAUGGAUCUGAUGAGGAUUCUUGGGAACCAAUUGAAGGUCUAAGCAAUUGUAAGGAAAAAAUUAAGGAGUUUGUCAUUCAAGGCUUCCAGUCAAAGAUGUUGCCUUUGCCUGGAGAUGUUGAUGUAAUAUGUGGUGGUCCUCCUUGCCAAGGUAUUAGUGGUUUCAACCGGUUUCGGAACAAAGAGAGCCCUUUGUCAGAUGAGAAGAACAAACAACUUGUUGUUUAUAUGGACAUUGUUCAAUAUCUAAAGCCCAAAUUUGCAUUGAUGGAAAAUGUGGUUGAUCUUGUAAAAUUUUCGGAAGGCUUUCUUGGGAGAUAUGCCUUGGGUCGCCUCCUUCAAAUGAAUUAUCAAGCUCGCUUGGGAAUUAUGGCUGCGGGUGCUUACGGGCUUCCUCAGUUUCGUUUGCGUGUCUUCUUAUGGGGGGCUGCGCCUUGUCAGAAAUUGCCUCAAUUCCCUCUUCCAACUCAUGAUGUGAUUGUAAGGGGUGUUAUUCCUUUGGAGUUUGAGAUAAACACAGUAGCAUACGAUGAAGGGCAGAAUGUUCAACUACAGAAAAAGCUGCUAUUGGAAGAUGCUAUUUCUGACCUUCCUCCGGUUGAGAAUAAUGAACGUCGCGAUGAGAUAAAAUAUGGCAAACCUCCUCAAACGGAUUUCCAACGGUUCAUUAGAUUAAGCAAAGAUGAAAUGUUGGGGUUUCAAACAAAAUCGUCCAACUCUUUGCUUUAUGAUCAUCGCCCACUAGAAUUAAAUGUGGAUGAUUAUCAGCGUGUCUGUCGGAUCCCCAAAAAGAAGGGUGCAUGCUUCAGAGAUUUACCAGGUGUUCGAGUGGGAAGUGAUAACAAGGUUGAAUGGGAUCCAGAUGUGGAACGUGUAUAUUUGGAUUCAGGAAAACCAUUGGUUCCGGAUUAUGCUAUGUCUUUUGUGAAUGGAACUUCAUCAAAACCUUUUGCUCGGCUAUGGUGGGAUGAAACUGUUCCAACUGUUGUGACAAGAGCAGAACCCCACAAUCAGGCAAUUUUACACCCAGAACAAGAUAGAGUGAUGACAAUUCGUGAAAAUGCAAGACUCCAAGGUUUUCCAGAUUUCUACAAGCUGUGUGGGCCAGUCAAAGAAAGGUACAUUCAAGUUGGGAAUGCUGUGGCAGUUCCAGUAGCUCGAGCUUUAGGAUAUGCACUAGGCAUUGCAUUUCAAGGUUCUGCAACCGAUGGGCCAUUAUAUAAAUUGUCUGAUAAAUUUCCCAUGAUUAGGGAUCGAGUUUCUUCCGUCUCUUCCGAAGAUGAUGCGUAAUAUGACAUCAUGAUUCUGUGAUUUUGUAUCUGUAUUGUACAACAAUAUUUGAUUUCAAACAUUGUUGUGUAUUAUCCGGUUCAGUGUUAACUUUGAGGAAAGACACCAGAGUAUUAAUGAUAUGAUCAUAACCAGAGUUUUACUGUUCUUA